CUUUGCGUCACGCUGUACGCACGAAAGUUUCAAGGGAAUCGACCUGUCAACUCCGUCCAACCAGACCACAUUUACAUUGAGCGUCACCGGGCCAGUGAGUGAGUGUGGACUGGAGCAUGGGCGACACUCUUGAGUUUAACGAGAUCUACCAGGAGGUCAAGGGAUCCUGGAAUGAUGGCCGGCUGCGCUUCAGCAAGCAGACGGUGGUGUACAAGAACGGCAAGACGGGGAAAGUGGACAGCAUCCCCGUGCAGGAGCUGACCGAGGCCCAGUGGAGACGAGUGUGCCUGGGCAACGGCAUUAUGCUGGCCACAAGCACAGGAAACAUUUAUAAGUAUGACGGUUUCAGAGACUCUGAUUUUGAAAAGUUACAAGAGUACUUCAAGGCCAACUACAAAGUUGAACUGACAGAGAAAGAAAUGAGUGCAAAAGGCUGGAAUUGGGGAUCAGCAAGGUUUGGUGGCCCUCUGUUGUCAUUUGAUGUGGGCGACAGCCCGGCGUUUGAGAUCCCCCUGGCCAGCGUGUCCCAGUGUACUACGGGGAAGAACGAGGUCACGCUGGAGUUCCACCAGAACGAUGACGCAGAGGUCUCGCUCAUGGAGGUCCGCUUCUAUGUUCCACCCAGCACAGGAGAUGACGGCAUGGACCCUGUAGAGGCCUUUUCUCAGAAUGUCCUUUCGAAGGCGGAUGUGAUCCAGGCAACUGGAGACGCAGUCUGUGUCUUUAAGGAACUGCAGUGCCUCACUCCCAGAGGAAGGUAUGAUAUCCGCAUCUACCCCACCUUCCUGCAUUUGCACGGCAAGACCUUUGACUACAAGAUCCCGUACACUACCGUGCUGCGUCUCUUCCUGCUCCCCCAUAAAGACCAGAGGCAGAUGUUCUUUGUGAUCAGCCUGGAUCCUCCCAUUAAGCAAGGUCAGACGCGCUACCACUUCCUGAUCCUGCUAUUCUCCAAGGAAGAGGACCUCCAUCUCACCCUGAAUAUGAGCGAGGAGGAGGUUGAGCGGCGCUUCGAGGGGAAACUCAGUAAGCACAUGUCGGGCUCUCUAUACGAGAUGGUGAGCAGAGUCAUGAAAGCACUGGUCAACAGGAAGAUUACAGUACCAGGAAACUUUAAAGGCCACUCCGCAGCCCACUGCAUUACCUGCUCCUAUAAGGCCAGCUCUGGGCUGCUGUACCCACUGGAGCGCGGUUUCAUCUACGUCCACAAGCCGCCAGUGCACCUGCGCUUCGAGGAGAUCUCCAGCGUCAACUUCGCCCGCGGCACCACCACUACACGGUCCUUCGACUUCGAGAUCGAGACCAAGCAAGGCGGCCAGUACACCUUCAGCAGCAUAGAGAGGGAGGAGUAUGGCAAAUUGUUUGACUUUGUUACCUCAAAGAAAUUGACCGUCAAGAACCGUGGCUUCAAAGAGGGCAUGAAGGCGACCAAAGAGGACAUGUACAGCAACUCGGACGACGACCAGCACGAUGCCUACUUGGAGCGCAUGAAGGAGGAGGGCAAGAUCAGAGAGGAGGGCAACGACAGCGAGAGCUCCGAGGGAGAGAGCGAUGAGUCUUUUAACCCUGGAGAGGAGGAUGAUGACAUAGCCGAAGAGUAUGACAGUAAAGCAUCGGACAGUGGCAGUGGAACAGGUGAUGAAGAGAGUGAGAAAGAGGAGAAGGACCGCAAGAAGAAGGCCGCCAAGAAAGGCAAAGGGCCGAAGGAGAGAAAGCCUCACAAGAAGGAGAAAAGGUCAAAGGACUCGGGCGCGCCCAAGAGACCCAUGAGUGCCUACAUGCUGUGGCUGAACGCGAGCCGAGAGCGGAUCAAGAGCGAGAACCCCGGCAUCUCCAUCACAGAGAUCUCCAAGAAGGCAGGGGAGAUGUGGAAGAAAAUCACCACGGAUACAAAAAAGGAGUGGGAGGCCAAAGCGGAGGAGGCCAAGAGGAACUACGAGGUGGCCAUGAGGGAGUACAGGGAGAGUGGAGGUGGAGGAUCUCCCAGCACCUCCAAAAGAGAGAGGAAAAGGAAAGGAGGAAGGAGUGAUGACAAGAAGAAGACCAAGAUGGCGGGUCGUGACAGGGAGCGCUCCACUGGUGGCGACUACAAGAGCCGCGAGUUCAUCUCGAGCGAGGACAGCUCGUCAGAAUCCGAUGGUGGCAAGAAGGGCCACAAGCGCAAGUCAUCUGGCACGCCAUCCACACUGUCGUUUCCUCCUCAGGCGGCGGAUGAGGAAGAGGAGGUGGCUACCACCCCUCCAAGCUCUGAGGAUUCUGCAUCCGGAUGAGAGACUACGGGAAGACUGUGAUGGAGAAGAAGAGGAAGCAGAGUAGCGUGUGUGUGUGUGUGUGUGUGUAUGUUUGUGUGUGUGUGUGUGUGUGUGUGUGUGUGUGUGUGUGUGUGUGUGUGUGUGUGUGUGUGUGUGCGUCUAUCUGUCUGUCUGUCUGUCUGUCUGUCUGUCUGUCUGUCUGUCUGUCGUUUGUGGAGAAGCUGUGUCAUGGGCAAAUGCACUUUUUCACUAUUUAUUGACAACUGCCAUUCUUUAUCAUACUCAUCUUUGUUCCGACCAUUUUUUAAGAACAUACUUCAUAGUUGUCAAGAGAAAGGAUACACGUGCAAAGAUGCAAAAUGUACCAAUGAUGCAGGCGAGGGUUGUUUCUGAUUGUUGUUCUUAAAACACAUGCACGUCUUCAUCUCUGUGAUAAUUCAAUGAGUAAUGACGCUUACCGAAUCGCCAAUGUUGAGAUGAGAGUUUUAUUGUGUAUUUACAAUAUUCAAUAUAUAGACACCAUGUGACACCUCUUCACGUUGUCUGAGAAAAUCUGAACCUGUUACACGUUGUGAUUCAUGUCUAUUACACUGGUGUUUUUAAUUGUCUAUCAAUGUCAUAUGUCUAUCAAUGUGAUUUGUAAAUGUGCCCUUUUUGAAACAAAAUAGCACUUGGUGCAAAAAUACAAACGAGGCACACUUACACGCAAAUGCACAUUGAUUUUUAGGCGCACCACGUCCAUCUGUGUUUGACAGAUAUGCCUCUAGUUGUGUGGCUUCUGAGUGGAAUUGCUGAAGGAAGUGUGUGGCUUUACGAUGUGGUCAGGGGAAGAGGCGAAGAUAGAAGAGCUUCUCUGGGACUGUGUACUGUUAAUACCACAGAUGCUUCACAUACUAACCACACACGAUCACGCUAAAGGUGCAUUAAGUGCUUCCGACUUCCCAUAUACUUCUGAAAGACAAUCAAUUACUGAAUGUCGUGCCAUCUCUCCCCUCUGACUCUGACUCUGACCAAUCGUUUUCUUUUCAUUUGGAUCUUCCUUUAUCAGCUGAAACGUUAAUUCAAACUUGUUAUUAUAUUUCUGUUACUGGAUCUAUCAGUGAAUGGAAUACCCUUCUCUCUGCUCUCUUUUUCAACUCUGCCCCUCUGUCUUAUAAAUGGAAAAGUGUUACAGCACAGUUAUUGUACACUGUUUCAUUUAUCUUUUUUUCCUGUCGUAAUCAGACCUAUGACUAUGGCUCUCUGCUUUU
Engraulis encrasicolus (European anchovy) is the source of this 3502-nucleotide messenger RNA. It is a transcript of the gene ssrp1b, whose product is annotated as structure specific recognition protein 1b. Bases 117 to 2270 code for a protein of 717 amino acids. The transcript is spliced from 18 exons. The record is from RefSeq and is a predicted model, not a curated record. Gene Ontology annotation, biological process: regulation of chromatin organization. Gene Ontology annotation, molecular function: histone binding; DNA binding; nucleosome binding. Gene Ontology annotation, cellular component: FACT complex; nucleus. Lineage: Eukaryota; Metazoa; Chordata; Actinopteri; Clupeiformes; Engraulidae.